GCAGGGUCGUUUCCGAAGGCAUAACAAAAAUGGCCGCCCCUCUGAUUGCUAUGGCCGUGGCUCUUCGCCGUCGCCGACGUGAACACGGAGAGCCAGACGACGCGUUUGACAUGCCGGAUGACCAUUUUCGACGGCAUUUUCGACUCUCGAAGGGAACGGUGCGGUUGUUGUGCGAGGAACUGGCGGGGGAACUAGAAGCGGAGCGAGCGACGGGACUGUCGGUGGAGCGGAAGGUGUUGUGUGCGCUGCGCUUUUUUGCCACUGGGAGCUUCCAAGCGUCCGUUGGGAGCGAGGAGACGAUUCGUGUGUCGCAGUCGACAGUGAGCGAGUGCGUGCGACGGGUGGCAGAGGCUGUUGUGAAGGCCGGGGCGCGCAACAAGUGGGUGCAUUUUCCUAAGGCGGCCGAGGAAAAGGCAGCCGUAAAGGAAGGCUUUCUUCGGCGCGGUGCUAUCCCCGGUGUCAUAGGAUGCGUCGACGGCAGCCUCGUAGCUAUUGUCGCACCGAAGGGUGAGCGCAAGGCUGCGUUCAUGUGCCGCAAGGGAUACUACGCCCUCAACUGCAUGUUCAUCUGCGAUGCGGACAUGAAAAUCUUGGCCGUGGACCCUCUGCGACCGGGGUCGGACCACGACGCUUUUGUCUGGCGCACGACAUGGUUGCGCCGGCGGUUUCAAGCGGGCCGCAUCGUGAAUCCCGGAGAAUACCUCCUCGGUGACAGUGGCUACCCCUUGGAGCCGUGGCUCCUGACCCCAGUUCCUGGCCAUCCUCCAGCGCAGACAGCCGAGGGGCAGUACAACACAGCACAUGGCGCCAUGCGUUCCGUAGUGGAGAGGUGCAUUGGGCUCUUAAAGAGCCGUUUCCGCUGUCUUCAGCGAUAUCGCACCCUCCUCUACGAGCCGGAACGUGCAGCCAACAUUGUCGCGGCAUGUGCUGUGUUGCACAACCUUCGCCUGUCUGAGGGCAACAUAGACUCGGGCGAUGAUGACAGCGAUGACGACAGCAGCAGCAGCAGUAGUACUGAGCUCUGCGGUAAUGACGACCCCAUUCCGCAAGGUCUGCCCCGAAACACAGGGUCGAGAAUGAAUUAUUUGAGAGGCCGGGCCGUCCGUGACUCUGUGAUUGGAAUGUUUGGGACAACCCGUGCGCAGCACAUACAGUACCUGAGAAGUGUUCGGCGGCAGCUGCGACGUCAACAGCAGCGUCAGCAUCGCUAGGUGCAUGCACACAGUUGUAGCAUAACAUGUGCCGAAAAAUUGCAUUGUGCAUUUCAUGCUGUGAAAUUGCAGACAGAUUUCCCAUGCUAAGUUGUGGGUGAUGUUUAUGUAAUGCAAAGCAUUCAUGACUGGUCAAGGAAUGUAAAAGUUGUGUAGUGAACCGUUAUGUAAGGCCUGCAUUUAUACUAAGUGAAACAGUAUGUUUAGUGGCGACAUAUAAGAUUGAAAGCAAGCUAAAAAUAAGUGUAUUUUCAAAGGGUCUGCCAUGAUUUGCAUGUUGCUGCUGUCGUCACCUAGAUGCCCUGCGUGCCAUGCAUGUAGCCUGCAGUUGUCAUAAUUAUUUCUACUCGUAUCGGUGAAGUUCUGUGUUCCCUUACGCGUUGAUGGACAGAAACGCCUGUCUACUUGCUUUGUAUUCGUCGCAGAGAAGCUCCCAAAAGCCAAAAUGUACAGUGUACGUCACACCUUCCGCUCCAUUGAACGUGCUGUUACACGUGCAACUUCUAGUUCCUGCGCCAGUUUGUCUCGCAACAACCGCAAAGUGCCUUUGUAGUGACGAAAAUGCCGUCCACCUGGUCAUCCGACAUGUCAAAUGCUGUGGCUCCUGUGAAGUGUGGCACGCAUGAGCAGUUGAUACAUUUCAACAAAGUGCCCUCAAUUGUAAAUAGCUGAACUCGGGGAAUGGAAUAUUGCAGAGUGUGUAAUUACAUUUCCACAGUGCAAGCUAGCACUGCAAAUACAGUAGCGCCAUGCAAAUAAAAGCACCAGAACACUGCACCUUUCCGUAUUAUUUCACCCUUCAACAUACAGACAUUUUUUUGGUAACACUUGUUUAUGUACACAUCACGUGCGACAGUCUCUACAUUGAAUAAGUGCGAGAACAGUGAGUACUGCAGCAGUAGAGACAUAUGCAACAUAUCACAGACAAGUUGCAAUAAAUAUUGCAUCACAUUGUUCUUGCAUCUGAAAGAUUCACAGGUAACGGCAGGCAUCGUGUAAGGAAAGUGUUGUACGCUGCACAAAUAUGCAGAAAUAGCAACUGGCUUAAACUGCACCUGAAAAAGGUGCAGGUGCUUAAAUCACGCAUCGACAGAAGAAUAUCACUGCAAAAUAUGUAGGUACAUCACUACGUGUGAAAGGAACAUGCUGUCGUGGAGUUCCAUACUGAAAAAGAAAGCCAUAACAUCUUGCUUUGAUAUUGAGUAAGAGAAACUGCAUAAAUAUUGCACACGAGGGGUAAACGUACAAUGUAUCACAACCAUGAAAGAACACUGAAUCGCAACGAAACCUGGUAAUGAAAAACAAGAAAAGGACGUCAAGCCCUGUAUGUCACGGCAACGAAUUAUAUAAACCAUGGAAAAACACUGAACGACAACAAAACGUACUCAUGAAAAAGAAGACAGUAGGCCCCCUAUGUCACGACAAAAAAGAAAUAACCAUGAAAUAUCAGUGAAUG
This is a messenger RNA of Dermacentor albipictus, 2667 nucleotides long. RefSeq names its product putative nuclease HARBI1. The record is from RefSeq and is a predicted model, not a curated record. Lineage: Eukaryota; Metazoa; Arthropoda; Arachnida; Ixodida; Ixodidae.